GCGGCCGCGGUUCUCGGGCUCCUCGGCUCCGGCUGUGGCGCCCCUCCAGCCCCUGGUCCCGCGCACAGCCUCCGGGCGCCCCCGGUCGGUCGGGCGCCCCCGACGGUGGAUCUAGCGGCUGGGAGGAGGCCAGCACCGGUCCCGGCGAGCCCCAGCCCCGGCCCCCGGCCCCGGGCCCGGCUCCGGUAUGGAUGUGAGGUUCUACCCCGCGGCGGCCGGGGACCCCGCCGGCCUGGACUUCGCACAGUGCUUGGGUUACUACGGCUACAGCAAGUUUGGAAAUAACAACAACUACAUGAACAUGGCUGAAGCUAACAAUGCAUUCUUUGCAGCCAGCGAGCAGACAUUCCAUACGCCAAGCCUUGGGGAUGAGGAGUUUGAAAUCCCACCCAUUACGCCUCCUCCAGAAUCAGACCCUGCCCUGGGCAUGCCCGAUGUACUGCUACCCUUUCAAGGCCUCAGUGACCCUCUGCCUUCCCAGGGAAGUGAAUUCACACCCCAGUUUCCACCUCAAAGCCUGGAUCUUCCUUCCAUUACAAUCUCAAGAAAUCUCGUGGAACAAGAUGGUGUUCUUCCCAGUAGUGGGUUGCACAUGGACCAGAGUCACACACAAGUUUCCCAGUACCGGCAGGAUCCCUCCCUGAUUAUGCGGUCCAUCGUCCACAUGACUGACGCUACUCGCUCUGGGGUCAUGCCUCCUGCCCAGCUCACCACCAUCAACCAGUCUCAGCUCAGUGCCCAGUUGGGAUUGAAUUUGGGAGGGACCAGUGUACCCCAUACAUCUCCUUCACCUCCUGCAAGCAAAUCAGCAACACCUUCCCCUUCCAGCUCCAUCAAUGAGGAGGACGCCGAUGACUCCAACAGAGCCAUUGGAGAGAAAAGAGCUGCUCCAGAUUCUGGCAAGAAGCCCAAGACUCCAAAGAAAAAGAAAAAGAAAGAUCCCAAUGAGCCCCAGAAGCCAGUAUCAGCAUAUGCCCUGUUUUUCAGAGACACGCAGGCUGCAAUUAAAGGUCAGAACCCAAAUGCAACCUUUGGAGAAGUCUCCAAAAUCGUAGCAUCUAUGUGGGACAGCCUCGGAGAAGAGCAAAAGCAGGUAUAUAAAAGGAAAACCGAAGCUGCCAAAAAAGAGUACCUGAAGGCGCUGGCCGCGUACCGGGCGAGCCUGGUUUCCAAGGCCGCCGCUGAAUCAGCAGAAGCCCAGACCAUUCGUUCUGUUCAGCAGACCCUGGCUUCCACCAAUCUGACAUCCUCCCUCCUCCUCAACACUCCACUGUCCCAACAUGGAACUGUGUCGGCGUCGCCUCAGACUCUGCAGCAGUCGCUCCCGCGGUCCAUCGCUCCCAAGCCCUUAACCAUGAGACUCCCCGUGAACCAGAUCGUCACGUCGGUCACCAUUGCCGCCAACAUGCCAUCAAACAUUGGGGCUCCGCUGAUAAGCUCCAUGGGAACAGCCAUGGUUGGCUCUGCCUCCUCCACCCAAGUGAGUCCUUCCGUGCAAAGCCAGCAGCAACAGCUGCAAUUGCAGCAGCAACAACAGCAGCAGCAGCAGAUGCAGCAGAUGCAACAGCAGCAACUCCAGCAGCAUCAGAUGCAUCAGCAAAUCCAGCAGCAGAUGCAGCAGCAGCAUUUCCAGCACCACAUGCAGCAGCACCUGCAGCAGCAACAGCAGCAGCAUCUGCAGCAGCAGCUCAGCCAGCAGCAGCUGCAGCAGCAUCUCCAGCUGCAGCAGCUGCAGCACAUGCAGCACCAGUCUCAGCCUUCUCCUCGGCAGCACUCCCCCGUCACCUCCCAGAUCACCUCCCCUCUCCCCGCCAUCGGGAGCCCCCAGCCUGCCUCCCAGCAGCACCAGUCACAAAUACAAUCUCAGACACAGACUCCAGUAUUAUCGCAGGUCAGUAUUUUCUGAUGACGGACAGAGCAGGUGGGGUUGCAUGGGUGGCAGAGGGCGGCACCGGUGGGUAAACGGGAUGUGGCUGAAACGCGUGCAUUGGUGGUGGUUACGCGGCAAUGUGGAACAGAUCAAACGGUCCUCACAAGUGUCUAUUAGAUAGGCAGUAAGAACUACUGUGUAGCUGGGUGUCAUCUUUUAGUGACUCUACAUAACUUUGUUUUUAAGCAAGAAAAGCUGUGCUCUUUUAAGUGAUGCCUUUUUUUAUUUAUUCAGGCUGUACCUACAAUAUGUGAAUCAAACCGUGUAAUGAAUCCUGGGACAUACUAAUGACUAUAAACUGGCCUCUCUGAGUCACAGACCCUGGCCUUAUUACUCCUGAAAAUGAAUACACCAUACACUUCAAGGCUCUUUGAACUUUUGAAGCCCUAAAAGUUUAAAAAAAAAAGCACAGUCGUAACUACCUGAAAUACGAAGAUUCAGUUUCAUACAAACAUUUGUAUGACAUGAAUAGUUGAUGGCAUUUUUUUUGUCAUGAGAAAAAUAAUGUAAAUCACAGACUUUUGCCAAAGCUCUUAUUCCCCCCCUCCUAAAUUUCUCCAUAAAAACAAAAAAACAACAAACACAUUACAAGGGACUAGAUUCAGUUAUUGCCUCGUUUUCAGUUUUUAUCCAUGAGUUCUCCAAAUCAAACUAUGUUGUACAAGAUAUGUUGUAACAGUAUCUAUGACCACUGCUAGCCCAUGGCAUUCAUUCCAAUUAGAAGAGAAGAAAUGUGAAUAUUAUAUUCUGUGUUUUGAGUGACAAGUUUCAAAAAAUAAAUAAAACACUGUAUUUUUAAAAGGGAAAUGCACUUAAUGGAAACGGUUAUUACAGAAGCUAACAUUUAAAAAAGAGCAAGAGGUUUUAUUAUGAUGUAAUACUGGUAGAAUAUUUAAAAGGAACAUCGCAUCUGAAUAAUCAGUGUAAAUAUUUUCUUUCAAAGUUGUAAGUUUUCCUAUCAUGUGUUGUAAAGUUUUCAUAAACAAGGCUUUAAGGUAAACACUGGUGACAUAAACCAUUCAUUGCUAUGUUGCUUAUUGUGUUUUUAUGCUGUUUUAUACUUUUUUAUGAGUUAUGAUAGCAGCAAUUAAGUUGUUUGUAUUUUGCUUAACUAAAAAAUGCUUUUAUCUUGCAAUAGAAUAAACACAUUUCAGUAAAAACUGUGGACUGUAUUUUGAUGCAACUACAAAGAAACUGCUCACGCUUAAAAUAAAAUGCUAUGUCGAGUUUC
This is a messenger RNA of Elephantulus edwardii (Cape elephant shrew), 3161 nucleotides long. RefSeq names its product TOX high mobility group box family member 3 (gene TOX3). Gene Ontology annotation, molecular function: chromatin DNA binding. Gene Ontology annotation, biological process: regulation of transcription by RNA polymerase II. The record is from RefSeq and is a predicted model, not a curated record. Gene Ontology annotation, cellular component: nucleus. The coding region runs from base 188 to 1906 and encodes 572 amino acids. NCBI's taxonomy places the organism in Eukaryota, Metazoa, Chordata, Mammalia, Macroscelidea, Macroscelididae. The transcript has 7 exons.